AACUACUGACCAUAAUCCCACCACCCUUAAUAGCAUCUUUUUUUUAAACAGUGUGAUGACUGUAUAUGUCAAGUAUGAUGACUGUAUCAGACUCGCACGUGCCACCUAUAUAUAACGGCCACGCCUAUUCCGCCGCUAUGAAAAACACAGUGCCAGUGAGUGAGUGCGUGCUCUCUAUAGAUCUGAUGCUCCAUCACUAGCCCACUUCUCCUUUUUUUUUUUUUUUCUCUUCUCCACAAAAGGAAUAUUACACUCAUACAAACAGAAGAAAAAAGCAGAGAGAAGAAAAAAGUCCUGUGCUAAUAAUGGGGGAGGAAGAGAAGAAGUCGGAGGAAGCAAAGAAAGAUGAUCCACCAAAAGAUGAAAAAACAAGCGUAGGCGAAGAGAAGAAAGAGGAAAAAAAGGUGGAGGAAGAAUCUAAGGAAGCAAAACCAGAACCUCCACCACCACCACCACCACCUCCUGAAAUUGUUUUGAGAGUUUUCAUGCAUUGUGAAGGUUGUGCUCGUAAAGUCCGCAAAUCUCUCAAAGGAUUCCAAGGAGUUGAAGAUGUGUUGACGGAUUGUAAGACGCAUAAGGUUGUAGUGAAAGGAGAAAAAGCCGAUCCAUUGAAAGUAUUGGAGAGAAUACAGAAAAAGAGUCAUCGGCAAGUAGAGCUUCUUUCUCCAAUACCAAAGCCGGCGCCGCCACCGGCCGAAGAGACAAAGAAAGCGGAGGAAAAAGAAGCCGUUAAACCCGAAGAGAAAAAAGAGGAGCCCCAGGUGAUUACUGUAGUUCUGAAAGUUCACAUGCAUUGUGAGGCUUGUGCACAAGAAAUCAAAAAACGUAUACAAAGAAUGAAAGGUGUGGAGAAUGCGGAACCAGACUUGAAAAACUCACAAGUGACGGUGAAAGGUGCGUUUGAGGCAACGAAACUGGUGGAAUAUGUAAGCAAAAGGACCGGAAAACAGGCAGUUAUCGUGAAAGUAGAACCAGAAAAGAAAGCGGAGGAGGAGAGGGAGCCGAAAGAAGAUAAAAAAGCAGAGAAGAAAACCGAUGAAAAAGAAGCAAAGAAAGCUGAAGAAGGUGACAAAAAAGAGGAGAAGAAGGAAGAAGCAGCACCACCAGCUGCAGCAAAAGAAGAGACCGUACAAAACGACGCCGAUCCAAAACUAGACGUGAAGAAGAAUGAGUUUUACUACUACCAUCAUCCUCAGAAUCAUCAGCUGUAUAAUCCGCAGAGGUUUGCUCAUGAAAUGCACGAGUACCCUCCGCCUCCCCAGAUAUUCAGCGAUGAAAACCCGAAUGCAUGUUCCGUGAUGUAAAUUCGGAGGAACAUGAGGGGUAGAAUGGGAAUUUCCUCGCCAGCCAGCCUUUGUCUUGGGACAAAUUCUGUAACCCCUUUGUACUUUUUUUGUUUUCCUUAUUAAUUAUAAUCCUGUUGUUAUAUACUCCCUAUAUGUACUAUUAUACAAUAAACAAACAGUACUAUAUCAAAAUUUUAAA
Molecule: messenger RNA, 1485 nt
Organism: Capsicum annuum
Lineage: Eukaryota; Viridiplantae; Streptophyta; Magnoliopsida; Solanales; Solanaceae
Product: heavy metal-associated isoprenylated plant protein 7
Exons: 5
Coding region: 306-1304 (332 amino acids)
Molecular function (GO): metal ion binding
Source: RefSeq, a predicted model, not a curated record